GGCCGGUCGGGCUCCUCGGGGAUCGGCAGCGGCAUCAAGCUGGAGAAUGUGGCCAUCACCUUUAAGAACCAGCAGGUGCUGCGGGACAUCAGCUGGGAUGUGAAAAAGGGGGAGCGCGUGGGCCUGGUGGGCGUCAACGGCGCCGGCAAGACCACGCAGCUGCAGGUGCGGCGCCAUCCCGAGCUGCCUGGCAGGCGCUGGCUGCCGCUGCAUCCGCCGCCCCUGCUGCUGCCGCCUGCUGUGCAGGCGCUGGUGAGGGCGCUGCAGGCGCCCAACUUCAACGAGUUUGCGGACAAGGUGAGGCGCCCAACCGCCAGCGGUACAGCCGUCGUACUCCGAGUUAUCCAGCCAUGCAUGCAAUCCGCGCUGCGCCGCCGUCUGGUUCUGCGUGUAACCAUCUUCUCUCCUGUGCUGCGCUCGGGGCUUCUCAACACAGCCGCCACAAAGAGUGCCACGAUGAUGCCUGAGCUGGGGUUUGGGCCCGACGACAACGACCGCCUGGUGGCCUCCUACUCGGGCGGCUGGCAGAUGCGCAUGUGCCUGGGCAAGAUCCUGCUCAAGGACCCCGACCUGCUGCUGCUGGAUGAGCCCACCAACCACCUGGACCUGGACGCCAUCGAGUGGCUGGAGGGCUACCUGAAGAAGCAGGAGAUCCCCAUGGUCAUUGUGUCCCACGACCGCGAGUUCCUGGACCAGCUGUGCACCAAGAUUGUGGAGACGGAGCGAGGGGUGGCGCACACGUUCAAGGGCAACUACACCGAGUACGUGAAGCAGAAGGAGGAGCGCAACGCGCAGCAGUGGGUGGCCUGGGAGAAGCAGCAGAAGGAGAUUGGGCGGCAGGAGGAGAUGAUGCGGAGGCUGGCGGCGGGUGCCAACUCGGGCCGCGCCUCCACCGCCGAAAAGGCGCUGGAGCGGCUCAAGGCGGAGGGGACGUAUGUGGAGAAGCCCUUUGUUCCCAAGAAGCGCGCCUUCUUCUUCCCGCCCGUGGAGACCAUGGGCCAGGUGGCCGUGCGCAUCGAGGGCCUGACCCACGGCUAUGGCGGCGACCACCUGUUUGAGGAGGCGGACUUGACCAUUGAGAAGGGCGAGCGCGUGGCCAUCAUCGGGCCCAAUGGAGCGGGCAAGAGCACGCUGCUGAGGCUGCUCAUGGGGCGCGAGGAGGCGCAGGAGGGGACGGUUGAGCUGGGGUCAUAUGGCGUGGUGCCCAACUACUUUGAGCAGAACCAGGCUCAGGCGCUUGACCUCAACCUCACAGUCAUCGAGACACUGGUCAGGGCUGCCCCCGAUGCCAAACUGAAUGAGAUCAAGGGGCUGCUGGGCAAGAUGCUGUUCAGCGGCACGGGCAUGGAGAAGAAGGUGGAGUGGCUGAGCGGCGGCGAGAAGGCGCGGCUGGCGCUGGCCAAAUUCAUGCUCACGCAGGGCACGCUGCUGGUGCUGGAUGAGCCCACCAACCACCUGGACAUCCCCUCCAAAGAGACGCUGGAGGAGGCUGUGCGCGCCUUUGAGGGCAGCGUGAUUGCGGUCAGUCACGACCGCUACUUCCUGCGCCGCAUCGCCACCCGCAUCGUGACGGUGCAAGGCGGCAAGCUGGUGGACUACCAGGGCGACUAUGAGCUCUUCCUGGAGCAGAACAAGGAGGAGGCGGAGAAGAUGGCGGAGAAGGAGGAGAAGGCACGGGAGAUAGAGAAGUCGACCAUCAAGGCUAAGAGCAAGAUGAGCAAGGCGGAGAAGGCCAAGACGAAGAAGGAGAAGGCCAAGUCGUUCAACCAGUCGGCGGGCAGCGGCAAGGUUGCCAAAAACGCCAAGCGGUGGAACUAA
This is a messenger RNA of Chlorella variabilis, 1818 nucleotides long. RefSeq lists its product as hypothetical. The annotation marks the transcript as partial. The record is from RefSeq and is a predicted model, not a curated record. The transcript has 17 exons. NCBI's taxonomy places the organism in Eukaryota, Viridiplantae, Chlorophyta, Trebouxiophyceae, Chlorellales, Chlorellaceae. Gene Ontology annotation, molecular function: ATP hydrolysis activity; ATP binding.